Messenger RNA from Lottia gigantea (owl limpet), 2388 nucleotides. RefSeq lists its product as hypothetical. NCBI's taxonomy places the organism in Eukaryota, Metazoa, Mollusca, Gastropoda, Lottiidae. The record is from RefSeq and is a predicted model, not a curated record. Gene Ontology annotation, biological process: immune response; toll-like receptor signaling pathway. The transcript has a single exon. Gene Ontology annotation, molecular function: transmembrane signaling receptor activity; protein binding. Gene Ontology annotation, cellular component: plasma membrane. The coding region runs from base 1 to 2388 and encodes 795 amino acids.
AUGGCGGUGGAAAAGUUAUAUUUGGAUCACAACCUAAUUACGUCAAUUCCGGUUGGUCCAUUAACAAAUCAUAGUCGAUUAACUUACUUAGAUCUGAGGAAUAAUCUCAUCAGUAAUAUUGAACCCAAUGCCUUUGAACGUUGUGGGCAACUGAAACAGUUAUAUUUGGUAACCAACAGCUUCACAUCAAUUGCUACUGGAGCUUUCAAUGGAGCUUCGUCACUUACAUAUCUCUCUUUAUCUGCUAACAGACUGACGACGAUUCCACCGGUGGCACCACUUGUUUCUUUAGAAACUCUUGCUUUGGAAGGCAAUCGGAUUAGAGAUUUGAGAUUUUCCAAUGACUUUCUAUCGCUGCGAAAUUUAGGAAGUAUAGUUUUGAGCAACAACCCUAUAGGAAAAUUGUUGAAUGAUACAUUUUCUAAUUUGAAAAAUUGUCCGGUUAAGAAAUUGGAAAUUGCUAGAUCAAAUAUUGCCAAAGUUGGUCUGGAGACAUUUAAACCGUUGAAAAAAAUCAUUUCCUUGAAGAUUGGUUACAAUCCUCUGAAUGAAUGGCAAAUAGUAAAUGUUAUGUCUGGAUUACAAAACUCAAGUAUCAAUAGUUUAGACAUUAGAAAUAUCAGUCUGGAAGGACGUCUACCGACCAGGACUUUCUCCUUCAUGAGGAAUAUCGAACAUUUAACACUACGAAACAACAGAAUAAUGAAAAUCCAAGAAAAGGCGUUCUUGGAUCUCCCUAGAUUGAUAUUAAUUGAUCUUACAUCCUGUAAUAUCAACCAAAUUGAUCCUGAUGCGUUUUUCAACUUGACCAAUCUUCAGCUGUUGUUUUUAACAGACAACCAUCUUGCUACAGUACCAAAAGGACUUCCACCAACACUACAAAAAUUAUACAUAGAGAAAAACCAACUCUCGACAAUCAAAAAUGACGAUUUUCUGAACUUGACAGAUCUCGAAGAGUUGUAUCUAACCAGUAACCAAAUCCAUGCUCUUGAAGGACAUGCGUUUGCUGGUCUUAAUCGUCUCAGUAAAUUGCAUUUGGAUCAAAACCGAAUAGGAACUUUACCUGGUAAAGUAUUUGGGCCAUUAGUAAGACUUGUGUCAUUAUCGCUUAACAAGAACAACCUUCAGUCAAUUCAGGACCAUGCUGGAACUUUCUCAUCAUUGGUCUCACUGGUGUUUCUAGGGCUCUCCGACAACCAAUGCUCAAAAAUCCCUAUGGAUCUUUUUCAUCCUCUGAAAUCAUUGGCUUUUCUAGAAAUUUCAAACAACAGCUUUGGUGUAAUUAUUAAGAACGAUGGUGCUGGGGAACUCUUUGCUGGAUUAACAAAACUGGAAAGGUUAGAUAUGAACAAUAACCAGAUCUCAACUAUUCACGAUUCAUUAUUUCGAGAUUUAUCAUCCUUAAAAAACUUAUCUCUGGCCCGUAACCAGAUCUCUCAUUGGGGUAGACAUCUCUUUUCGUCCACAAAAUCCCUCGGUCGUUUGGACUUGAGUUAUAAUCUGAUAACUUUGAUCAAUGAAACAUCGUUAGUCGAUCUCAAAGAACUGAAAGUUUUUGAUCUACGCAAAUCUCCCUUUGCGUGCACCUGUGACACGAGAUGGUUUAGGAAUUGGGUCAAUACAACCAGUGUCCGACUAUUAGGGGUAAAUAUGUGGACAUGUGCGUCUCCUGCUUCUUGGCAAGGCACACGGUUACUGGAUUUUGAUGAAUCUAAGAUUGAUUGUACUGACUAUACAUUAUACUAUAUCCUUGGUGGAGCAGCUGGUGGAAUGAUCUUCGUGGUGCUUAUUGUCACCGUCUGGUAUCGCAAGCGGUACUUCAUGGCCUACCGCCUUUACAGGGCUGUCAAGUAUGUAAAAGGCGAAAAGAGAACAGUAGAAGGAUACGCCCCACUUGCUGGAGAAGAUAAAGCAUUUGAUAUAUUUUUAUCAUAUUCUCCCAAGGAUUUGCAGUGGGUGAGAGACAAGCUGUUGCCAAAUAUGGACAAUGGACAGGUGAAUAAUGUCAAGUUUGAUGGUAGAUAUAAGGUGUGUUUCGGUGAAAGAGAGUUCGAUCCAAGCCGAUCUGUUGUCAGUAACAUCGACCAACAUCUAGCCUCCAGUCAUUACGCUCUUAUCAUACUCUCUAAACACUAUGGACAAGAUAGACGCUGUGAAUUCGAACUGGACUGUAUCCUGCAUGCUGCAGCGGAAGGUCAAAUUGACAGCUAUCAUGUCGUCAUUUUAGGAAAUCUACCAGCAAAGUAUAUUUCUAAGGGUUUGGCCAAAGACAUAGAACAACAUCGGUUUAUAGAGUUCCCCAAUGUCAAUACAGCAGAACAAGAUUUUUUUGAAAGAAUUAAUGAUAAAUUUGACGGUAGGAACGGCCGUGGUAACAUCAUUCCUUAG